Messenger RNA from Thecamonas trahens ATCC 50062, 2325 nucleotides. RefSeq lists its product as uncharacterized. The transcript has 2 exons. The coding region runs from base 1 to 2325 and encodes 774 amino acids. Lineage: Eukaryota; Apusomonadida; Apusomonadidae. The record is from RefSeq and is a predicted model, not a curated record.
AUGGCCGAUGGACGCCCCCUGGGCUCGGAGCCGCCCAGCCUGGGCUCGGAGCCGCCCAGCUCUGAGCUCGACGAAGCUGGCGAGGACUCGGCCACCUUCAUGGGCUCGGGUUUGGGCUCGGGCUCGGCUGCUAUCGUGGGCUCGGGCUCUGGCUCUGGCUCUGGCUCUGGCUCUGGCUCUGGCUCUGGCUCGGCCGCCGCAGGAGGAGUUGGUCUGGCCAACGUGGUGGCGUGGGGCCGAGCUUUGGUGGCCUCGCAUGUCUUCCCCGCGGGGAUGGUUGCGGCUGCAGCGACGGCAAUCGAGCCGCACACACUGCCCUUUGCGCUUGCUGCUGGGCUUAGUCUGUGGCUGCCGGGCAUGGCCAUGAUGCGGCCCACAGCCGCUGUGCUGGCGCUGUACGCACUGGCGCUGCUGAUCUCAGCCGCUGCUGGCGCUGUCUCCUCGGGCGUGGCGGCUGCAGCUGGAGUGGCGCUUGCUCCGGCCCUCGCUCGGGCUGCCCCCGCGGCAAGGGCCGAGCAACCGCCGGCAGCGAUGUAUUCUGGCGUCGGGCACGUGGUGUUGGGCGCCGGAGUGCUGGCGGCUGGCGGAACGGUGGCGCCAGCCAUCCUGCCGGCGAUCUAUGUGGUGGGCUGCGGCGUGGCGGCGGGCGUUCGCAUGGGCAUGCUGGCGGCUGGACUGCUCACGCCGCUUGCUGGAAUGGCCACGCUCCACGCUCUGGUGGCGCAUGUAUGGGCGUGGCCGAGCCUGACGUCGUCGACGGCGGCGAUGGUCGGCCACGGCGCGGCGUCUCCGUGGAUUGCCCGCGGUGCUCUGCUUGCCGCCGUCGGUCUGCGGCUGCUUGCGCAGACGCCUCAGGUUCCGCCGAUGCGGCGGGGCGUCCUCCGCUGGCUCCGGCUCGCGGCGCUGGUGGCGCUGGUAGUGCUUGCCGUCGGCCUCGACUCGGUCCUGGGCCUUGCGCUGUUUGUGACCGGCUGCGCCAACCUGGUAUUCCUCCCGGGAACCCAGGCGGCGCGCUGGUUGGCGGCGGUCACCGCUGGUGUCGUCUUUGGCGUCUUUGGCUACCGCUAUGUUUCGGAGCUGGGCGAUGCGCCGUCGGGGACCAUGUUUGUCUUUGGAUUUGGCCUCCUGGCAGUAGGAAGCGCUCUUGCAAGCGUUGCGCUGCGGCUGACAUGCGAAGCCGUUGACGAUGACGCUGAGAGCGGCCGCGGCCGCGGCUCUGGGUCACGGUCUGUGGUGAGCAGCGCAGACUCGUCAUCGCCGCUGUGGGCGCUUGGCGUCCGCGCCGUGGCGCUGACAGUGCUGCUGGCCCUUGCACUUGCACGGCCGUCGUAUGUGAACGCAGCGUAUCUAGCGGCGGCGAUGCUGGUAGCGGCACUACCGCUGGCGACGGUGGCGCGCGGCUGGCGUCUGUUGGAGGCGUACGCGCUUGCGGCUUGCACGGUGCUGUACGCGUUGCGACAGUUUGAGGUUGUCGACUCGCUUGCUGACUACAACUCGGCCUUUGAUCUGCUCUCUUGGGAGCUGCCACUCGUUGCGGUCCUGCUUCUCCUUCAGCCGGUGGUGGGACGGGUGCUUGCGGCACCGCCGCGACCGUUGCAGCUCUCGCUUGUGCAGCGGGCCGCUACUCGGCCGGCGUUGGAUGUGGCGCUGGCGUUUGCGGCGCUGGGACGGUACCAGCUUGGGCUCAUCUCGUGCGGCUACCUGCUCCUCAUGCUAGUCGGCGGCAUCAAAUCGCUACGGCGCCAGGUGCCGAUGCCAGCGCUUGUCUAUGCCUCGGCGGUGAGCCUGGCGCGGAUUCUGCAGCAUGUGUUCAAGAUCGACAUUUGGGACAAGGUCGGGCUGGAGGCCAUCGGCGGAAGCUCCGGCGAGCACUUUGCGCGGCGGCUCGGCGACGUGGUGUGGGACGUGGCUGCAGUCGGCGCGGCGUUUGCCGCGCUACGGCACACGCUGCGUGGAGCAGAGCGCAGGCCGCCGUUCCCGGCAGGCACCUCGGUGGUCCACCGUGGCUGCCUCGGCGCACUCUGUAUUCUGGCGGCACUGCAAGCACCGUCGGUGAGCGGGACGCUGUACCUGGCGGCGGCGCUGGCAGUCUUUGCCUCGCUGGAAGCAUCGACGCGGCCGCGGCUGCUGCGCAAGCUGCUCUGCGGCGGCUCUGCUGCGCACGUGGUUCUGGCAGCCACGUACCAGCUCUGGGCGACCGAGCUCGGCAUCGAGAGCCGAGUCACUUUCGAGUGGCUCGGCCUGCGGGUCUUUGACGGCUCGACCUGGGCACUCUUCUCGCUCGCCACCCCGCUCAGCGUCGCCGCCCUUGCUGCCGCUGCCUAG